UGCGUGUGUGUUGGCAUAUGUGGUUUAUGAAACCAAUUUUCAGGUUUACAUACCAGCAUUAUGAGACCAAUCGGUUUAUGAGGCCAUUUUUAGUGGUCUCUUAAUUCUGGAAAUUUAAAUUGUCAUAAUUAUUAACAAAUAAUUAAUAAAAUUGUUAUUAAUGUGUUUAUGAUUACUAAAUGCAGUAGUUUAUUGAUUAGUGUUACUAUUUUACUUCUAUUACACUACCUACCCUUUUAAGUAGCUUUAUAAAUAUGGUCUUUUAAACCAUGAUGUGUCUGCGUAAACUUAAAACAGUGCCCCUGUAGGAGGGAUUUGGUAUUGCAAAGUUAUACACCUGGCGCCAAAUUACACACACAUUCGCGCCAUAAGCGUUUGGCGGAAGUUACCAGCUACGCAGUUCGCGCGUUGGCUGCCCAAAUGAAGAGUCGCCGCACCGGAGUGAACACCGGAGUCUUCGAAGAGAAUGAGUCGAAUGAUGAGACGUGGCAGAGGAUUAAAUCCUCUCAAAGAUGCCAUACACCAUGUGAAAAUGGGGAAAGACAAAAACAUAAUAUCAGAGCGAUACAUUAAUCCCGCCAAAGGUCGGGGAGUAUUUGCAAAUGCCCUUAUUGUAAAAGGUUCCUUCAUUCUUGAAUACAGAGGAACUUUAAUUGAGAAAGGGGAUUUUGAAGACAUAUUAAAUGAAUAUGCAUACUUUUUUAACCACCUAGGGCAUAACUACUGCAUUGAUGCCUCUUAUGAUAAUGGCUCACUCGGUCGACUUGUUAACGAUGAUGAGAAGCCAAAUGCAAAAAUGAGGAAAAUUCUAGAUGUUGAUGGAAAGCCACAUCUAUGUUUGUUUGCAAUCAAGGACAUCGAUGCAGGUGAAGAAAUAUUAUACGAUUAUGGAGGACAUAACUUGCCAUGGCGUUCUCGCCAUGGACAGGAACAUUACAAGCACCUUCAUGAGCCCGUUGCUCCAACCAUGACAGCAUGUGACAUCAGGUCUCCUACAGAGCACCUUCAUGAGCCUGUCGGUCCAGCCAUGACUGCAUGUGACAUCAGGUCUCCUACAGAGGACAAAACCGUUGGAUCCCAGCAGGAAUCCACAAGACCAGGCAGCGGUGAUGAUGAAAGAGGAAGAAAGAGAAAGAGAAAAGAGAAGAACGUUGGAGUGAGAAGGAGAGAGACAGCCAGAGUUUGCAAAGCACAUCAACUUGUCAAAGAGGAGAUGAAUUCGCUUGAAAAAUGUUCUGUUUGCUCUGGACCGUUUUCCCCACUGAAGUGGUGGGGGCUGAAAUGUAAAGGGCUUUUGGAAAGCAGGCCAUGUCCAAACACAUCAGAAGGACUAAAAGCUGACAGACAAAUCUCUGAAAACGAUGUCUCUAGCAGAGGAAGGCGGAUGCCCAAAAGGAGACCAUGGACGAAACCUGAGGUGAACGCUGUGAUGAGACACUUCAAAAUGCACAUCAGCAAAGCUCACUUGGCAACAAUGAGGGAGUGUGAGGUCUGCAAAAGGUGCGAGCAUCCGGUCCUUCAAAACCGGUCCGUCCAAAUAUACGUGAUUUUGUACGGAACCGAGGGCGAAAUUUUAAACACGUGGAAAAUUAAGUCGAAAUUUUAAUGUUCGUAGUCCAAGGGGCUAAUUAUCUGUUUGACACAUUUUAGUUCUACUCUUUUAACUUGUAAUUUUUUUGAUAAAAAUGUAUGUAUUUAUUAGUUUCAAAAUAGAAAUUUUAAGAAAACAUGUUUUAUUCUCCUGCUGGUAGUGUUGAUCAUUUUAGUUUAUAUGUUUAAUCUGAGGGACUAUAGACCUCUGUUGAUGUUUUUUUAACUUUAACAUUUGUGGUGUUUCAUGAAGUUGGGUUAUGUUUUUCAUUCCUGUCCCUGAAAGGCAAUGUUUUGUACCUGUCAAUGUACAAUAUUUGACAAUAUGUUGUUGAAGAUUCAACACUUGCAACAUUAUAAUAAAUUACUACUAAUUUGA
Messenger RNA from Triplophysa dalaica, 1969 nucleotides. RefSeq lists its product as uncharacterized. Gene Ontology annotation, molecular function: protein binding. The transcript is spliced from 11 exons. The record is from RefSeq and is a predicted model, not a curated record. NCBI's taxonomy places the organism in Eukaryota, Metazoa, Chordata, Actinopteri, Cypriniformes, Nemacheilidae. Bases 467 to 1606 code for a protein of 379 amino acids.